This is a messenger RNA of Prosopis cineraria, 1100 nucleotides long. RefSeq lists its product as uncharacterized. The transcript has 5 exons. The record is from RefSeq and is a predicted model, not a curated record. Lineage: Eukaryota; Viridiplantae; Streptophyta; Magnoliopsida; Fabales; Fabaceae. Bases 1 to 999 code for a protein of 332 amino acids.
AUGAGGCCAAGUUCUUACCCAAUAGAUAAUAUAGUAGAAAAACUUGAUGUGUCUUCAAAAUCAAUGCCAAUUGUUCAACCAUGGCACCAAAUUGGAAGCUGCCCAGAAGGAACCGUCCCGAUAAGAAGAAUAAGAGAAGAAGACAUAUUGAGGGCAAGCUCUAUCCAACAAUUUGGGAAGAAGAAUCUUAAAACUGUCCCUCCUCGCUCAUAUGUUAAAGGUCAAGGUAUCCAUGGCCAGGAGUAUGCCUCGGUAUAUGUACAAGGAGAGAGAUAUUAUGGAGCCAAGGCAAUGAUAAACACAUGGAAUCCUAAUGUUCAGUUUGGCGAAUUUAGUACCUCUCAAAUUUGGCUUAUGAAUGAUGAUGAUGUCGUGAAUACAAAUACCAUAGAAGCUGGCUGGCAGGUGAAUCCGCAACUAUAUGGGGAUAGCACGACCAGACUUUUAACUUAUUGGACUAGUGACUCCAAUAAAAAUACUGGAUGCUAUGAUCUGCUAUGUUCUGGAUUUGUUCAACUUGAUGCUGGAGUAGCCGUUGGAGGACGCAUCACACCGUUAUCUAAAUAUGGUAAUGAUCAUGCUCAAGCUGCUAUGACGAUCUCCAUCUGGAAGGAUGUAAGAAACGAAGUUUGGUGGAUGCAAUAUAAUGGUUCUAAUAGAGUUAUGGGAUAUUGGCCUUCAUGUUUGUUCUCUACACUCUCUUACAAUGCAUCAGCAGUAGAGUGGGGAGGUGAAGUCAUAAACUCAAAACCUAAUGGACUACAUACUUCUACACAAAUGGGAAGUGGCCAUUUCUCUACAGAAGGCUUUACAAAAGCGAGCUUCUUUGCCAACAUAAAAGUUGGUAAUAACAAAAACCAAUUGGUGCCUCCUAAUAGCAUUGUCAAAAGCAUUGAUAGUCCCAAAUGCUAUGACAUCCUAACUGACAUUUCUCAUGAUCAUGAUUGGGGCACUUACUUCUUUUUUGGAGGUCCUGGCAGAAGCCCUAAUUGUCCAUGAUCAUUACACUUGAAUGCUCGGAGAUGUUACAUAUUAUGUAUUUUGCUUAUGAUUUUGUGUAUUUUCACUUUUGUGGAGAUAUCAUUGAAUCAAAUGUGAUA